Molecule: messenger RNA, 1089 nt
Organism: Vicia villosa (hairy vetch)
Lineage: Eukaryota; Viridiplantae; Streptophyta; Magnoliopsida; Fabales; Fabaceae
Product: putative cyclin-A3-1
Exons: 8
Coding region: 1-1089 (362 amino acids)
Biological process (GO): regulation of cyclin-dependent protein serine/threonine kinase activity; mitotic cell cycle phase transition
Cellular component (GO): cytoplasm; nucleus; cyclin-dependent protein kinase holoenzyme complex
Molecular function (GO): cyclin-dependent protein serine/threonine kinase regulator activity
Source: RefSeq, a predicted model, not a curated record
AUGAUGAUGGAGACUCGUGCCUCAAAGAAGAAGAGAGCUAACACCAAUCAAAAGCCACAACUCGUCGUUCCAAAACGACAUAGGGUAGUUUUCCCCAAUAUCCCCCAUCUCAAUGUUCGUGUUUAUCAAACUAGACAAAGACUCAAAUCUCAGAUAAACCCUAACCUUAAAAACUCAACGACAACAAAAACCCUUCCUCUCCUUCAUAAUUCCAAUUCGAAUAAACCCGUUCAUAACAAAACUAAUGGCGAAUGUGACCACCAACAGAUCAUUGAAACUUACGUAUCCGACAUCGAUGAUCAUCAUCGGACAAUGGAGGUGCAGAAAAAGCGAAGACCAACUGUUGGCUACAUUGAGAAUAUUCAGAAAGAGGUUACUAUAAACAUGAGGGGAACAUUGGUGGAUUGGUUAGUGAAGGUUGCAGACAAGCACAAGCUUCUUCCGGAAACCCUUCAUCUAUGUAUCUCCUACAUUGACAGAUUCUUAUCUCUUCAAUCUGUUAACGAAACAAAUCUUGCGUUGGUUGGUGUUUCGUCUAUGCUCAUUGCAGCUAAGUACGAAGAAAUCACACCACCAAAGGCAGUCGUUUUCUGCAAAAUCGCUAAGAACGCUUAUGGCCUUUCCGAGGUUUUGAAGAUGGAAGUUGACAUACUCAAGUCACUAAAAUAUGAAAUUGGAAACCCUAAUGUUACCACAUUUCUAAAGAGGUUUGUUGGGCUUGCUUGUGGGAAUCAAAAGAAUUCUGAUUUGCAGUUUGAAUAUUUGUGCAACUAUCUUGCUGAUCUAAGCUUGUUGGAGUACGAGUGUAUAAGAUUCUUGCCUUCUGUUGUGGCUGCAUCGGUUAUAUUUCUCGCUAGAUUUAUUAUCCAACCAGAAGUAGAUCCUUGGACGCCAUCCUUGUGUGAAUGCUUGGGUUACAAGUCAUCUGAGUUGAAGGAAUGUGUUGCUAUUUUACAUGACUUGUAUUUCUCAAGAAGAGCAGCAUCCUUGAAAACUCUUCGCAACAAAUACAAUCGGAAAAAGUUGAAAUCUGUAGCCAAUUUGCCUUCUCCGCCAGAGGUGCCAACUCAUUACUUCAAAGAGGCAUGA